AUGAUCAUUAUCGUCAGUGGUCUUGGUCCUAUCAUGUUUGGCCAGAUCCGUACCAGACGGCGGAAGGGUUUGGAUCUUAUAGGGGAGUACGAUAGUGAUGAUGAUGAUGUUCCCUCGAGUGGUGAGGAGGAAGAGGAUGACGGCUUCACGAUGGACACUAGCCCAGAGGACCAUGACCAGGAGCUUCUUGAGAGCUUGGAGCAUACAGGCUUAGGGUCGCCGAUGAGGAGGAACCGACGAAGUGGUCGAGGAGUGGCUUCUUCAUCAUCGUCUAAUGCACCCAAAGUCAGUUUCGUCCUCGGUAUGUCCCAAGCAGCCCCCUCAGAGGAGAAGGCCGAGAGUGGCGAGCAAGCCGUGAUGGGCCCAUCGUUCGACCCUAAGUUUGAUCUCAAGAAGGGUAUGGAUCAGCCUGUGGACGGUGGGGGAAAGUCCAUCAACUACAUGACCAAAUCCGAGAUGAAAUCCAAGUACGGUGUGGGGUUCGCCAUGUUGGCCAAGAUGGGCUUCAAGGGUGGUGGUCUCGGUAAGAAUGAGCAGGGUAUUGCUAAUCCUAUCGAGGUGAAGGUCCGGAGGAAGAACGAGGCCCUACAGGAAAGUGGGGAGAAGGUGAAUCAGGAUUUGUUUGGGCAUAAGAUGGCUACACGGCGGGCCAAGGGAGCGAAUGCUCUGGACAUCAUUAACCUUUCGGAGGAGGCCGUAGUAGAUCAAGAGGAGGAGGGUCGGCCUAAGAAGGAGAGGAGUGAGGGGUGGAAGAAGGGUUCGAGGAAAUAUAGGGAUGCCCAGAGGAAGACGUCGUCCAGGUCGGUGGCCUUUGGGGAUGUACCACACGUGGCCCCAGCUUCUAUGUCAUCCCGGGUCAUCGAUAUGACUGGGCCGUUGGGACCACAAGUCGUGGGGGACCUAGGGGCCGCGGUGACAGCAGCUAGGGAGAGGUCUGAGGGGCCUGUCCAUCUGGCUGAGUUGAGACAUAACGCAGUGGAGAUGCUCGAAAUGCAACAGGAGAAGGUGGACGACAUGAUACGCCAGAGGGCCGCUAUAGGAUCAUCCUUGCGUAGUGUGGAAGAGGACUCCUUGCCCAGUAAGGAAGCCAUAGAGGAGGACCUUAAGGCCACUACUGCAUUGGAAGGGGAGUUACGGUCCACCCUGUUGAGGUGUCGAACUGUUGCGGAGCUCUCUGAGGCAUCUUCGAGGUUGAGGGAGCAGUACGCUGAUAGGGGUCGGGUGUGGUAUCGGGUCGAUGGCGAUUCGGUCCUCCUGGCGGCCAGCAGUGCUUUGGGUCAGAAGGAACUGUCAAGGGCUACUACUGCGGAAGAGUUCAAUCGAAUUCUUGGUACCUUGGUCCAGGAUGUCAUUUUGGAGGACGCAGAUGUGGACCGGUUCCUCUGCUCGGCCGUAUGUCCCCACCUCCAACGGCUGUGUACCAAUACUAAAUCCCUUACCGUUCUCGUGGAUCUAUUGGACUCCCUCCAGCAAGUGUCCUCACCUUAUGUGUACAACGCCCUGUUCACGCGUGCAGUGAUGCCGACUCUGACAGAUCGAAUAUCGAAGUCCCCACCGGACCAACUGUUUGCCCUGGUGAAGCCGCUGUUAGAGGUCAUCCCUCAGUCCUCUUGGACCCUCCUAGUGUCGGACCACAUCCGGCCAAUGCUGUCCUCAAGGCCCGACCAACUGCCAAGCACCCUCAAGGAUUGGAAGGGGACACUACCGAGUGGGGAUUGCAAGCAGCUGCAGUUGAGGAUGUGCGGGGACCUCGGCGACAAGCUGAGGCGUGUCCAAGUGAACCCGGCUAAUCAGGAGCAUGGUGACCUCAUCCAGGAGUGUGUUAAUUGGGCGAGGGACGGUUUGGUGCCCACAGCGGCCUGUAGCAAGCUGUUGGGCGAUACCCUUAUGACCCAUGCAUGGGUAGGGGCCCUGAGGAAGUGGCUCAAGCAAAGAGGCAAUGUCUCUUUCCAAGAGGUCCUCCAGUGGUUCCAGGGUUGGCGUUCACUCUUGGGCCCAGUAGCCGAGCUGGGAUCAACCCGCAACGCCCUCCUACAGGGCCUCUAUCUCAUCAGGCGGGCCCUUACUGGGAAGGAGGACAGCCUUAUUGGAGGUGACCUCCCGACCAGUGGUGAGGAAUCGGAAAAGCAGAAGGACCAGGGCAAGGACGAUGAGCUCCCCCCGGAGAUGUCGACUGGCCUCAGCUCUCAUGCAGUAGCUGUCCACCUAGGGGAUGUCCUAAACGACCUAGCGCCCGAUGUGCCACUGUUACAGAAACCGGGCAUGCGUGUUGAUGGUCGGCAAGUGUAUAAGUUUGGUACUCUUGGUUCGGUCUAUUGGAGGGAUAAUGAGCUCUUUUAUAAGCCUACUGUUACGGGCGAUUACACCAUGAUUGCUGCCACUGAUUUGGUCGAUAAGGCCAAGGCUGCUGCUACUGCUGCUAGGCCGUCGGGCCCUCGGCGGCGGUAGUAGGGGACAGGCCUAUAACGUA
Molecule: messenger RNA, 2470 nt
Organism: Perkinsus marinus ATCC 50983
Lineage: Eukaryota; Perkinsozoa; Perkinsida; Perkinsidae
Exons: 17
Coding region: 1-2448 (815 amino acids)
Biological process (GO): spliceosomal complex disassembly
Cellular component (GO): U2-type post-mRNA release spliceosomal complex
Molecular function (GO): nucleic acid binding
Source: RefSeq, a predicted model, not a curated record